Molecule: messenger RNA, 366 nt
Organism: Racocetra persica
Lineage: Eukaryota; Fungi; Glomeromycota; Glomeromycetes; Diversisporales; Gigasporaceae
Source: the annotation of a GenBank genome assembly
GAACUGUUCCGCUUGUGUGGACCUCCUUCGGUUGAUGUUUGGAAAGAGAAUGUUAUGCACUUACUAGACAAUCUCUUUUCAAUAGAUAUUUCAAGUGGUGUUACUGAUUAUUUGGGUAAAAUAAACUAUGCAAAAUGGAACAUUAUUGACUGCCUUAAAUAUUUGGAUAAAAAAAAUUGUAUGGGGCUUGUAUCUGAAAACAAAGAGGAAAUUUUGGCAGAAAUCAAAAAGCAGCUCCAUUUAAUAAGCAUCAAUCAGUCAUCAAAUAGAAAAGCAUGGGAUAAAGCGAUAAAACUUUACAAAAACGUGGAGAAGCAGUUUCAAUUUAAAGAAACUAUAGCGUUUUUUAUUCAAAUGGAUGAAAAG